AUGAUCGCCCGCACCCUCUUCCUGGCGGGCCGCACGCCGCUGUUGCUGCGGCGCACCACCACCGCCUUCGCCGCCGCCGCCGCCGCCGCGACCCCCCGCGCCUCCUUCUCGCAGCUGUUGUGGCGGCGCCCCACUUGCGCCCCGAAGACGAAGAUGACACCGACGACGACGACGACGAGCGCCACCACGGUCCUCCAGCAGGUGCGCGGGAUGAAGGUGCGGAGCAGCGUGAAGAAGCUGUGUGAUGGGUGCAAGGUACGUGUGUUGCGUGAUCGUCAUCGGGAAUUGGGGGAGGAUGGGAGAGAGAUGAACAUGGAGAAGGAGGAGAAGAAGAAGGAAAUGAGUGGUUUGGAUUCUACACGGAGAAUACGGAUCUCGAGUGUCAGGCGCAAGGGCAAGCGAUACGUCUACAUCAUCUGCAGCAAGAACCCGAAGCACAAGCAGAGGGGGGGAAUUGCUCACGAGCGCAUUGGGCUAAUGUUGGAAACGGGGAACAGGCAAGGUUAG
This is a messenger RNA of Diplodia corticola, 507 nucleotides long. RefSeq lists its product as uncharacterized. The transcript has 3 exons. The record is from RefSeq and is a predicted model, not a curated record. The coding region runs from base 1 to 507 and encodes 168 amino acids. NCBI's taxonomy places the organism in Eukaryota, Fungi, Ascomycota, Dothideomycetes, Botryosphaeriales, Botryosphaeriaceae. Gene Ontology annotation, molecular function: structural constituent of ribosome. Gene Ontology annotation, cellular component: ribosome. Gene Ontology annotation, biological process: translation.